Molecule: messenger RNA, 9581 nt
Organism: Erpetoichthys calabaricus (reedfish)
Lineage: Eukaryota; Metazoa; Chordata; Cladistia; Polypteriformes; Polypteridae
Gene: zcchc14
Product: zinc finger, CCHC domain containing 14
Exons: 13
Coding region: 1087-4326 (1079 amino acids)
Molecular function (GO): zinc ion binding; protein binding; nucleic acid binding
Source: RefSeq, a predicted model, not a curated record
UUUGGAUUGAGUUGGCUCGACCAAUCAAGCCGUAAAGGUUUCUUUGAAAAGCAUCGCCUGUAACCAAUAGGAGGCCGAAAUCGACAAAUACGGUCUUGCAUUAUGUGCGCCUGGGGUUGGUUGCUGUGCGAGUGUUGUGUUCUCCUAUGAAAGCGACUAAUCGAAUUGUAUUUCCAGAAAAAAAAACACACACAACAACAACAAACUGAUUAGCAAAUUAUAGAAUGCAUGCACAAGUUAUCCGUUGUUGAAAUUAAAAAGAGUAGCCUUUGAAGAAACGUGUCAGCGUGAAACGACUUGGCUUUUCAUUGGAAUUCAAUUGGAACCAUGACCAGAGUUGUUGGACUUUUUGUUGUUAUUGACAGUCGUUCCCUGCUAGCGGAAAACUGAAAAAACCGAAGGAAGGUAAAAACAAGAAGGAAAAAUCUGAACACGAAAAAGUGGACGUACAAAAGAAACUAAAAAUGGACACGUGGGGCUUGCUGGAUUGCAAACGAAAGGAAUAAUAUAUAUCAGCUGCUGCCUAUCGCACGCACAUUCCCUGCCGGCAUUAUUUGCUCUGACAAAAGCAAUUCAACUCGGGAGUUUAGUGGGAAUGUGAACUGGAAAGGAGGAAAAUUUUAAAGGGCCAGGCCUGUCUAGGAGUUGACUCAGUGCAAUAACAAUGCCGCUUGUGAGUGCGAGUCGCAUUUAAACGUUUCAGAGAAGAUGCUCUCUGGAAAUUGGUACGGAGCUUCGAAGAAGACGAUAAGCUGUUGCUGGUGGGUUCAAGAAGUCGAGGUUCAAGAAGGUGGAACAGCUGCCGAAACUGCGAUGCGCGGAAUCGCAUGGAAAUAAAGCUUUCUUCUCUCCGGUCAUGUACAGAAAAUUGGAGUGGAGUAGCUGCAGACAUUUAGCGGGGAGCAACGCCGACAUUGGAAACCCUGCAUUUCUAUGUGCGUUAUCAAGUUGCCCUUUUUAUUUUAUUCGUUUUAGCAAAGCCGAUGGGGAAAUAGCUUCUUAAAGGGAUACUCUUGCUUGACGUCUCGCGUCUUUUCCAAAACAGGAGUAAGAGGUAAAGACAAACGAUAAUAAAAACGGGCAGCAAUGGUGGAGAAGCGGUCUGUUAUCCAGAGAGAGAACGUGUACCGCUGGUUUUCGGAGCUCAACUCUGCCCAGCGGGUUGAGUUUCUGUGCGGAUUGCUCGACCUCUGCGUGCCCAUAGAGUUGCGCUUUCUGGGAUCUUGCUUGGAGGAUCUGGCUGGUAAGGACUACCAUUCUCUGCGUGACGCGGAGAUCAAGGCUAACAACCCUGCCGAUCUGGCCACCUUGACCAACAUCACAGACGAAGUUGUCCGCAGCAAGCUUCUCAUCUCAUUAGCCCUGCUAAAUUCGGACAAUAGAGAGGCUGCCGGAGUCCUCUUCAGAACCCUUACGCACAUCGAUGCCAUCAUCAAUAAUUAUGGGUUGCAGCUUAAUGACGGUCAGACCGGGGAUCAGUUUCUCCUACUCUUCACAAUGGCAUCCAAUCACCCUGCUUUCAGUUUCCACCAGAAGCAAGUGCUGAGACAGGAGUUGUCUCAGAUCCAAGGCAUUGUAAGUACUAGCUGCAACAACGCUAACCGGAGUACCGGCAGCAGCAGCAGCACCGCAACGUCAACUACCGUCACCACAACUACAACCUUCACGCCUUGCGUGGCGGGCAGCCACUUCUUGCACAAGGUUUUGCAAUUGGACGACUGCACUUUGAUGAAUGAAGAUGCAAACAGUAUUGAAAAUGCACAACAUAUGUCAUCUAUUUCCUUUGAGGAGCAGUCAUCCAAGGGAACAGCAAUCAAGCAAAGCCGGAAAGUUAAUAUUGAGAGAAUAGAACUAAAAGGAAUCUUGAACAAAAAAAGUGAAAAAUCAGCAGAGUACACGUUUGAGGUUUUGUGGUCUGAUUCUACAUUAACAACAGUAACCAAAGCACAGCAGGACCUGAUUGAAUUUCUCUCAAAGCUUUCCCAGUUGGUAUCGGAUGAUGAUCAAGAUAAAAUGGUCUCACAUUCUGCUGGUGUAGACUCUUAUUACAUGCAAGAUAAGAAUCACUCUGACCUGGAAGCAGAACUUCGACACAUUUCGUCUCUGCCUUCUCAUGUGCUCAGAAACAAUUACAUCAAGAAAUUCUUCUGCACUUCAUCAGUUAUUCCCUGUGUUCAAAAUUUAAGCUGUAAUUCAUCUUCCCAGCACAAGGUCACCUUUAAUACAGCUGUAAGGCCAAUAUGCGGUGUUGCCAGCAUACAGUCCUCUAAUAGCUGCAGCACCACAAUACUACAGCCUUCUCUUUUUAGCCCUUCCUUUUCUGCUUCCCAAACUAUGAGCAUUUUGUCAGCUACUGGGCCGCAGACAGAUAAUUUGACAAAUACCUCUGGCUUAUCAUCAACAGGGAGUCAAUUAUCCAAUUCCUUACAGACUCCACCAAAUCCUGAACAGAAUGGAAUCCUUGACUGGCUUCGCAAAUUACGCUUGCAUAAAUACUACCCUGUUUUUAAGCAACUAACCAUGGAAAAGUUUUUAGCCCUUACGGAAGAGGAUCUAAAUAAAUAUGAUCUCACCCAAGGAGCAAAGAAAAAACUGAAAACUCAACUCGAACUUCAAAAGGAGAAAUCUGAAAAAUUGUACCAGUUCCCAGUUGCUAGCAGUGGAGUGGCAAGGAUUACACCUACAAGUCAUGUAGGGCAAUUCCAGCCAGUUCAAGCCAAGACUAAUGCAGUUGAGCUUCGAGUAGACAUGGAGCAGUGCCUCCACCCAUAUGCCAGAGAUAGCAGCAUUUCUUCUGGGUACUCCAGUGCACCUUCAAGCCCCAUGGGUUUACACACAAAAGAUGAGACCUUUGACACCUUGGAACAACAGAGUGAUAGACGCAAAGAACCCACAUCAGAAUGUCCCGACAAGGAAAAGCCAACAAGCUUAUCAAAUACUUUCAUGGCAGCUGGUGUACCAAGGCCUACUGCUCAGGUUCUGCCAGUUCAAAAUGAUAUUGGUGCCAAUGCUUCUUCCCAUCUGCCCUUGCCAGUCAUUUCAUCUAACAUUUCUCCCAGCCGUGUUCUCUGUUCAGUACGAAAACCAGAGAGAGGGAACUCCAGGAUGCCGUCUCCUGUAAGCAUGGAGGACCGGAAUAAGACACUGCAGGGAUCCACGGGGCCAAGCAAUGGUAUUAAAAUUGAGAAGAGGUUUCCCAACAUUGGUUUGGAAGUGGCUUCAGUUCAUCCUGCAUCAAGUUCUGCUGUCCUCUUGGAGAAAAAUACUUUGCCAGUAUCCCUAAUGAAUUUUGCAGGUCGGACCAAAGUUUCACUGUCUACUGUGGAUAAUGUUAACAGAGUAUCCCAGCAACCUGCAUUAAUGAUAGAGACUAGUACAGCUUCCACAGCCACUUCAAGUACAGUGUACCAUGUUUCCCAUCCACCAUUAAAGCUUCAGGUCACUCCUUCCCUUCCUGUUGAUGCUAGUGGCACUGGCCAUAUGGUUUACACAAGUGGUGUGCCAAUCAAAAGUGUCCCACCUGCAGUUGUUAACUCUCGGACAGUCCCUUAUUCAUCUAAUACCAAAGUGGCCUUUUCUGCAAUGAAUACUGUGCCAGUGGCUGCCGUUCCAGGCACUUACUGUUCUAACAAUAGUAUCACCUCUUCAAGCACUCAUCCAUCUGGCUCAUUCAGUAAUGUUUUGACGGUUCCAAGCAAUCCUGUAUCCAGUGCUAGUCCAUCACUAUCUUCUCUUGCAGAGAACAGCUGUUAUAGCAGUGCAAACAGCAACAAUUCAGGCUCAGGGAUUUUAAACCAGAACUUGCAACAGCAGCCUGGUUGCGUUUGCAGCUCAUGUGGAUGCAGUGGCAGCUGUGGAUCAUAUAAUACUGUAUCUGCUAGUUACGCAAGUUAUUUUCAGCAUCCAUUUUCUGGGCCUUCUAUGUUUACUUUGCCAUUCUUGCACUUCAGUCCACUAUGUAACAGCAACUAUGUUAACCCCCAACAGUAUAACACAACCACUGGAUUUUCAUAUCCUGUUCUUCCACCACCCAUGUACAACAGCAGCUUAACAGGAGAUUCAUCAAUGAGCAGUCAGUCUGGCUUUGUAAUGUCUCCAGUACAAAACUUUAUUACUGGAGCCAGUGGAUUGUAUCAGACUCAAGGAGUAAUGGGAAGCACAAGUGUGACUGGACUCAAAAAAAGUGUGAAUGUGUCAUGUUAUAACUGUGGCAUCAGUGGGCAUCGAGCCCAUGACUGCAAGCUGCCUCCCAUGGAUUCCAACCAGCAAGGUACUUUUAGGCUUAAGUAUGCCCCUCCAUCUGAAAACAUUGAUGCAGCAGAUUAGCAUUAAUAGGAAACUUUGAACACUACUUUCUGAUAAUAAUUUUGGAACAUACAGAAAAUCAGCAAUUGCUGCUAAAGUGUCUUAUAAUCCAAAGGUGCUCUUAACAUUGCUUUUAUUAAAUAUUAAUAAAAACCUUCAAAUGUGCACUAAAUGAGUUUGGAACUAUGGAAACACAAGGAUUUCAGUAUCACUUCACCGGAUUAAAGGAGUUUCCUUUCAAAAUGCUAAAACAGUUCUGGAGAUGUUUCUAGCAAAAUCGGAAUGCAGGUCAGCUCAUUUUGCUAUUGCUGUUUGACUACGCCUUCCCUUAAAACCAUAUUGUUGCACAGCAUCUCUGACUGACGGUUUUGCCAGGUUGGUAUGACCACCAGGAUUUUAAGAAGUAUUUAGAAUACAACAUCCAUCUUGAAUGAAUUGCAUGCAAAAACACGUUUUUUUUUGUUUGUUUUUGUUUUGGACCAAAAAAUUGCUGCCAGCCUUCUAACAUCAGGGAGCUAAUAUACUGAUAUAAAAUUUGUAUUUUAUUUUAUUGUUGAACCAUCAGAAAAAAAGUGUUAUUUGGGGAAAAAAACUAUUACAUCAUUCAGAUUGUGAUGAACUUGUUAUAUCUGGUCAACACCUUUCAUACUUUUGUUAACCAAAGGUUUUACUUUUUAUAGCAAAUUUUCAAAAAAAGCAAGCUCUUCAAGAGAACAUGCAUUUUCCUCAAAGGAGCUGUUAAACAGUGUCCAGGAGGCAUGUAAAUUGCAUAACCUAAUGGCCAAUCCAUGCUGCAGAAGGUAUUUCAGACCCGAGGUAUCCAAAGGUAUCCAAGAUAUUUCUGGACUGUUGGUCACCUUUGUAAUGGCCUGUAUCACCAUGAUUCUGGCAGGUCCAACUGCAUGUUGCAGUUUUGCCUCACAUCUGAAGUGUUGCCUGCUAACAAAGAAGAAGCACAUUGUUUUUGAGAAUAGGAAACAAAGCUCCUUAAUUGGUACUAUGAGAUUAACUUUAAAAGCUGUAAGCGUUCCUAUUUUGAAAAAAUGUAUUUUCAUUUAAAAUAUUUUUGCUUUGUAAGAGUUCUUUGUUGUAAUUCAGUCAAAAUAUGUUUCUCAGAAUGCCAAGCUUUCAACACAAACAAAAGCAGCUGUUAAAGAAUCGUAUAUUUUUACAACAAAGGCUUAGAACACUAUGGAAAAGGCACUCCCACAGAUUACAAGAAAACUAGCAUUAAAGAGUAAAUGCUAGCAUUUAAAUAACACUAGCUGUCACAAGGAAAUUUUAUCAAGCUAGUGCUGAAGAAGCUUUUUUUUUUCUUUUUAAUUUUUAUAAUUAAAAAUGGGAUGUUAAAUUGAACUUUUUGGAGGUAUAAAAAGUAAAAGGGGAAAAUAGCAAUAUCAUAAUAAUGUCGUGAUAAAUGUGUACAAUCAAAGGUUUUGCACUCAAAAAGGUAAAUGCAGAAUGAUGAAGGUGGAGUAUAUAGCUUCUGGUUUCGUUAUUACUUUCUGUAGAUAUUUUUUAAUUGUAAGCCUCCAUAGUGUUCCGUUGUAUGAAGGUAAAGCAAUAUUGACUACAGACUAGGUACUGUAUAAUACAGUAUGAUUGAGCACUUUCAAGUUUUCCGCCUGGAAAUGUACUUUUAGCAGUAGUGCGUCUUCACAUGAUGAUUGGACAUUCUGGCAUUUGAGGAAAACAUUUAAAGAUAUACAAACAUAUUUUAAAUAUAAACAACUGGCUUAUAUUGAAUGAGUUGAAAAGAUGAGCCCUUUCUACCUAAAUCGACCUUACAUGACAACAUUUUGUAAAGCCGAGUUAUGUAAUGCUGUCAUAUUUUCUGUGUGCCAUUAUAAGCACAUUACCAUCCAUCCAUCCAUUUUCCAACCCGCUGAAUCCAAACACAGGGUCACGGGGGUCUGCUGGAGCCAAUCCCAGCCAACACAGGGCACAAGGCAGGAACCAAUCCCGGGCAGGGUGCCAACCCACCACAGCACAUUACCAUUAAGGCAUAAAUAAUGUUAUAUUGCAGAACCGAUAGGUUUAGUAUACUCUGUUAAUGUUACUGUGUGAAGAUCAAAAUAAGAGUAGAAAUGUAUUAGAAAAAGUACAUGAAGGCAAAUCAUGUAUAGGACAAUCUGUAAAUCAAGACAUAUUUGUACACCAUAAGAUAACAAAAUGCACAGAAAACGGCAAGCUGUGAAUAACAUGAUUGGACUUUGAAAACAGGAGAGGAUAAACUAAUACUCUGAUACAGUCUGGCAAUCAGUAGAUAUGUGAGAGACAAGAAAUAAAAAGGAGAACCCAUGUCUCUUUGCAAAGAUUUUAAAGGUCGACUAGGAGAUAUGUCAGUUUUAGAUUCCUGAAACUUUGCUGGCCUAAUAUUUUUUUCAAGUGUUCCUAUUCUGGCUGCUUUGUAGAUUGUUUCUUUUUACCAAUUUACCAUGGAAUCUUUCAACUCUGUGUGAUCUCUUAUUUUCUUUGAAUUUUGUAUAAAAUCUAGUUAAUGCUUAAGUGCUGAAAUUGUCAUCUGCAUAUUCUUGGUACAGUUCUCUGUUUAAUGAACUUCUUCUGUUCAGUUUGAGCUUGAUCAAAGAAACCCAGUAAUUGUAAGAGUACCCAGUUGGCAUUCUGACUCUCCACAGGGUAGACACUCUGAUCCUGCUUAUGAAACUGCCUUAGCAGAAAAAUAAAUUUCAACCAACAUGUGUGCCUCGAAUGUUAUUGGAGGUUCUUCAGUGACGGCUUAUCUCCAGUCAGUACUGAUUGAUUGGCAUAAUGACUCCACAUAACUGUAAGUGUAGUUUUUAUUCACUCUCUGCCUCUUCAUGAAUACUGGAGAUUGCCAUUGAUUGGGUAAUCCUCUGCUCUGGGUAUGUUAGCAUAUUAAAACCUGCAGAUGCUGAAAAUGUUUUUGUAUAAUCACCAUAUAAUAUUUAUAAAUCAUAGCUGCCCAGUUAUCAAUAAGAGGCUCAAUGCCAUGGUGUAUUUUUUUCCAUUAUUUGCAAUGUUUUCUGCUAAUGCCAGUUGUUUUUUGCUAUUAAUUCAAAGGUUUGUUAUACAUGUCAUUAAUAUUGACUGAAAGUGUGUAUAUUCGUGGGUUAUUUUCAAGCAGUGUUAAAGGACAUUUGAGAUGAGCAUCUACUACAUUGUAUAUGAAACGAAAAGCCAAACAUCAGCACUCUUUUUUGUUAAAUUUGUUGUCUUUUGUCUGUUAUGGAAUCAUAAUGAACUGUAAUGAGUAGAAAUGAUAUGUUUAUAUGUUUAAGUUGAGAAAAAGAUACCAGGUUACCUCCUAAAAUGUUCUUUGUUUUAGAGCAAUGCAAACUAGUGCUUAUUUUGUGUGUUAAAGCACACAAUAAAAUACUUGGUAUGUAUGAAAAAAUGGUGAUCAAAAAAAUGUUCCCAUGCAGCAUUAUUUCUUUCUUCUUCAAGCACAGUAUUUUUUUCUAUGUGGUUCCUCCUUUCAGGCUGAUUGGAGUAGUUUUUAUUAUGUAGUGCUAUGUUAGUUUUCUGGCCUCCAUUUGAAACAUUUAGGUAGAUCAGUUUUUCGAACUCUGUCUAGUGUCUUUUAGCAGUGUGGUUCUACUUUUAGUUGGCUGCGUUUGAGACUUCAGAGCUUCUGUACCAGUGCUAAGCCCAUGAUUGGCAAAGCUCACAAAACGUCUCUGCAGAAGCAGACAUCACAAGGGUUCAUUAAAUGCCAGGAGACAGAAGCUUCGAGACUCACUGUGAUCCAUACCUCGUGGAUGUAAAUAUAUACUGCACCAAAGAGGAGUUUUAAAUGGUGGAGCUUUCUUUGAAGGUCAAUUCAGCAAUGUAUGUAUCAUUUUCUGACAGCUUCAAUUUUCUGUGCACAUCAGAUAUUUUCAUUUUGCUGCACCUCACUGUGUCACAUUGAUUACAUCUUAAGUAUUCAUUUUAAGAAAUGUGUCCCUGGCAUUUAAAGUUGUGUGGUAAAGUUAUGCGGGCACGUUUGGAACGCAUGAGUGAGUGAUUGACAAAGGAGACAAUUUGAUAUGUGAGUAAAAAAAUAAGAAGCUUGUUGCUUCCCUUUUAUCGCUGUGCAGCUUGCGGAAGAUUGCAUAGCUGUUUUUUAAAAAUUAAGUUUAAUUUUUUUUUAUUUUUGUGUGUUUGUACAUUUUUUUUCCCUCAAUAGCGAAAGAAUUUUUUAAGUUUAAAGAGAAAGGACAGCACAGAGCAAGAUUCUCAGUGACAUAGGUGUAUCUCAGAUUUCUCUUACAAAGUGUUUUGCCGUCUUGAGUCACUGUUUAAUCCCACUUUGUAAGGAACUCUACCCGACAAUCAUUGAUGAUGAAAUUAUGCAAAAUGUUUUACACACACGAUACAAAUUACACACAAAUGCAGUAUGAGAUGCCUGCCUUGUCAUCUUUCAUAUGUAGCACUGCCUAAAGAAAAAAGAUGAUUGUGAACUUUUGACACAUCCAGUAUUUACCACGUUUACUUUCUCUGGCAAUUUUGUGAUUUUAAUAUAAAGUGUCAAAAAAAAAAAAUGAAUAAAUCUGCAUGUGUUGGGCAUAGUGGCCACAAAGUAGCUUAUUGCUAUUUAAUCCGGACUCUUGGCUGACAGCUAAAUGCUUGCUUACUCUUCAUCACUAUUAUAAUUCAAGGAAAACUGAACAGGAUAGUAAGUGUCUCUACGCUGAACAGUUUGAGAUGCUCAUUCUUUAAUUAUUUUUAACCCGCAUUCAGAAUCUGAAAUUAAGAAUUUUUAUUUUUAAAGCAUGCUUUUCUGGCAUGUCUGUAAUGCAAAAACUUCACUUGCAAACACAUACUGACUGUGUAGUUGUAGUCAUUUUUCACAGUACAUGAAUUACAGUUAAUUGAAUUUACAUGUUUUUAAAUGCCAAAAAGUAGAAGAGAUAGUGAUUAAUUCAACUGUUUUUGUUCUGCUUUCUUGUAUUAUAAACUGCUAGCUACUGCUGAUCAAGUUUCCUUAAUGCCAUUUUAAUGAUUAGUACAGUAGAGCUUCUGUAACAAGGAAAAAACUUAGGAAUGAAGGGAAACUCCAUUUGUGAGCCAUUUUCUUAUUCAUCAACUUUUAAAAGUACAGAAUUUUUCAUCAGUGUGCAUGAAACUUUGUAUUUUUCAAGAUCUUGUUGCAGUUUUUUAAAAUGUAAGAAUAUGCAAAUGAAUAACUUGAAGUGUAAAUCUCAUUUUUUUUUUCUUUUUGUGACGAUGUUACUUUUAUAUUUUAGUAUUUCCUGUGUAGCUGAACUUGUACAUUAAAGAGCAAACUUUUUUAUAUAUUGACAGAAAAA